Salvelinus namaycush (lake trout) is the source of this 1291-nucleotide messenger RNA. RefSeq names its product allograft inflammatory factor 1-like (gene aif1l). Gene Ontology annotation, molecular function: calcium ion binding; actin filament binding. Gene Ontology annotation, cellular component: actin filament; ruffle membrane. The transcript has 6 exons. Gene Ontology annotation, biological process: ruffle assembly; actin filament bundle assembly. NCBI's taxonomy places the organism in Eukaryota, Metazoa, Chordata, Actinopteri, Salmoniformes, Salmonidae. The coding region runs from base 126 to 572 and encodes 148 amino acids. The record is from RefSeq and is a predicted model, not a curated record.
CACUGUCACGGCAGCGCGCCACAGCCAUACCACACAGGGCAAUACCCCGCGAAGGGAAGAAGACCAGCGAGCUGCUGUCCGCUGAUUUCUCCUUCCCCAUCUCACUAUAUCAAACUCACUCCACAAUGCCCGUGAAUCAGAAAUUUCAAGGAGGGAAAGCCUUUGGAUUACUCAAAGCUCAACAAAGGGAGAGAUGCGAGGAAAUAAACAAGGAAUACAUGGAAGACCAGAAAUACCGGGAUGAGGAGGACCUCCCAGAAAAACUAGAUUCCUUUAAAAACAAAUAUGCAGAGUUUGACCUGAAUGACCAAGGAGAGAUCGAUAUGAUGGGGAUGAAGAGGAUGAUGGAGAAGCUGGGCGUUCCGAAGACCCACCUGGAGAUGAAGAAGAUGAUCUCCGAGGUGACCGAAGGCGUCAGCGACAGCAUCAACUACAGAGACUUCGUCAAGAUGAUGCUGGGCAAGCGCUCGGCCGUCCUCAAGCUGGUGAUGAUCUUCGAGGACAAGGCUAAUGGGGCCAGCUGUAAGCCUGACGGGCCUCCACCCAAACGGGACAUAGCCAGCCUGCCAUAGACCCAGGACAUCCAGAGCCUCUAGAAUACAGAAGGGUCAGAGGGACCCGACCUCGACCAUUUCACCAUCCUAGGCCCCUGCACUCAGCCAGGGACUUGUGUACAUAGCCUUAUCAACUCCCCACCUCAGGACGCACACGCGUCCCAGAAGGGGGGAAGGGUUCCUCCUCUGUUCAAAACAUGUGGGAAAAAAGAGGGAGGCGCAUUCUCUUAACUAUAUAUAUUUGCUGUGAAGAUGUUAAGGCAGAUUAGCUUUUUUAUGACCAGUACAUACCUGUAUAUAUUUAUAUUGAUUAUGGCGAUGAGAAAUAAGUAUUUUUAAUUAGUGUGAUCACUUGUAACCCCUGGCGAUAACUGUGUAAUUGAGUCGUUUUGUGAAUAUGAGCAAAUUGUUGUUGUGUUUGCUGGGGAUCAAACUAACAGAGGUGACCGUUUUGUAUGUAUGUGUUAAUGAGAAGAUUGUGUGUCAACAACUCACAUGUUAUGAAGCAAUCUGUGUAUGGAUACUAGUGAAUUUAUCAUUAGGCCUGUUUUAUCAUGAUUUCAAUGUAGCAUUUAACCGUUUUACAGAUGUAAUGAAUUCAGUGUAGUUGUAGUUAGAGGUUUGGGGAAACUGCUUGUUAGCCGUGACCCGUUUUAGGGAAACUAACCCAAAUCCUUUAUCUUAUUUUCCACCCCUCCCUCUCCCCUAUUUCACCCCCCCCACCCCCCCCCCCACCA